CCUCAGGGCUCGGCACCUCGCGGAGAUGGGUGCCUAAGGGAAGCAUCCUGCCCUGCCCUAACGGGGUAAGUGUGUGUGUGCGUGUGUGUGACUGUGUGUGUGUGUGUGCGUGUGUGUGCACACGCGUGGGUGCGCGCCCAGCCAGCUGAACCCUUCUCCCCGACGGCGCUGCAGCCGGGGCUGUGCUGCGCGGUGCUGCUGCUCCAUCUGGUGGCCGGCGGGGCUGGGGGUGACCCGGGCCGGGGAGAGCCGGGGGGGCCCUGCCAGAGCCCGGCCGCCCUCCCCCGAGCCGUCCUGCCCGGCCUGCCCACAGCCACGGGGCGCCUGGGGUGCCCCUCGAGGGCGCGCUGCUUUGCUGCCUCUCCCCACCAACUCAGCUCCACCACUACCCAGAGGGAGAGGAGGCACCAGGGGGGAGUUUUGUGUUCUCCCAGCCUGCUCCAUCAGCACAGUGUGCUCAGCAGGGUCCCCGGCUGGUGCCCAGCAGAGGUGAGCCCCACGGCCAGCUGCCAGGACGGGGCUGUGUGUCUGUCCAGCAGGGCCACAGAAGUCAUCACCAUUAUCAGCUUGAGCAAGCGGCUUCACAGCAGCACCUUUCAGCCACGUAAGCCUCUUCUCGAGGAAGGAAAAACAGGCUGGCCUGAAGAUCUUCGGGCUUCCCUGGAUGUGAGCAGCCGCGUGGUGCCAGCAGAUAACACCUGGGGACGCCUGCGUCCUCUCCUGGGGCGCGUGGGACUGCUCCCCAUGGCUCUGUGCUGUGUGCUUAUCUCCUCCAGCAGCCCUGCAAAGCCAAGCCCCAUGCCUGGGCGGUGGAUAAAGCUCCCCAGGUGAUGGGACCCCUCGUCCCCUGCCUGGCACAGCACGGUGCGGCGCUCCAGCGGCUGGACGCGUUCCCAAGCGCUCAGGCAAGUCGGGGGUGCGAAAUGCUUCAAAGUGUGCCAGGAGGGUGGUUCUGGGGAGCUGCUGGUCUGUGUCCUUGCUGCUGGGGAGAGGGACAGGCAGGGACAUCACAGCCAGGGUGUGCAGGGUGAGCCCCCCAUGGGGGCUCCCUUUCUGUCCAAACCCAACAGCUUGCAGCCUCCUGGCUUUGCCGACCUCUCGACACUUUUCAGAAAAUAUCUAGGUCUUUUCAAAGCAAACUUAGCCUCCUGGCUGUAGCUUUUGCCGUGGUUAGUUUUGAUGGAUGCCUGAGAAGCAGCCCAUGGCUCUUUCUUUUUUUUGCUGCUGGUGGAUGUGAGCCAGUGAGCUCAGCUCCGAGCUGCCGGUCAGGGCCCUAAAUGCUGGGUUUUAAACAGGAAAUCUGCGGACAUCUCCAAGUCUUUUAGAGAGCCUGGUCCUAAACUUGGUUGCUGCUUAUAAGCCAAUCAUUUAUAUCUGACAAAGCUGCAUAACUAAUGCCAAAAUAUAAUGUGAUUAGCAGGGGUCCUGAAAAGGAGGCAUUUAAAGUAACAUUUUAGGUAACCCUUCGGAACUGAGAGAAGCACCAAGAGGGAGCCCACCCAGCACAGUGUGCUCCAUGGAGCUGUCUGACCUGGAUGGCCAGAGCAAAUCCAGGGAACUGCAGCGAGGCAGGGGGAGGAGAGGAAGGCAGAGGGUGCACCAGGCAUCAUUGCUUCAGGGCCUCUGCUCCUGGGGACCCGGGGCAGCCCUCCCGUGAGCUUCGUGCCAUCGUGAAAGACAAGGGAGGAUGUGUCCUGCUUCAUGGAGAGGGACUGGUGCUUCACAGCUGUGCUGGGGCUUGGCUCCUUUUUUAAAGGUACAGAAAUGAGAGAUUUUCCAAAGUUACAUUCUGUGGGGAUGCCAGCUGCUCCACAGGCUUUUUUUUUUUUUUUGGCAAAUGCUGUGUAAACAAGGUCGUUUGGUCUGCUGGCUGCUGGGACCAUGUCUGAUCUCAGGUUUGCUGCCAGCAAGCAGGUUGCUGGUUGGUGCUGGUGAUGUGUGAGCGAGCUGUGGCCCUGCUGAGUCCUGGCCCCGCUGGGGCAGCACUAAGGGGCAGCAGCUUCAUCGGGACACAUCUGAGCCUACAGCCCAAACAGGAAUAGGAUGGUUCUGAGAGCUGUGGUUGCAGGUCUUAUUGUUCUUCAAAUCUGACUUCUGAAACCCUUUUUCAGGACGAUGUACCAGCAUUUCCUUUUCAUUUUCUUCCUCUUCUUCCACCCCCAUAAAUGCCAAGACCAAACCCCGAGUGCAGAUCCAUAUGAAAUGCCCAAGGACUACCAGGAGGUCUACAGAGGGACAAAAAACGAUGUCAAAGAGAUCCCCAAGAUCGCAAAGCCCUUCAUUUCUGAGAUGGUCUUUGUGCAAACCAGCGUUACUGCCGUAAGGAAAGGUGCCUUCAGGUACAUGCCCAGCCUGACCAAGAUUUUGUUUAUUGGCAAUAAGAUCAAGGCGGUUGAACCUGGAGCCUUUGAUGGUUUGGAGAAACUGAGGGAUUUGGAGAUCUCUGGUGCCUCACUAGAAGAAUUGGCCACGGGCACUUUCCAGAACCUCCCAAGCUUGCAGAGACUGGAGCUGAGGGACAGCCACAUCAGCCACAUCCCCAAAGGGCUCUUUGAAGGGCUGGAGCACCUGGGGGAGCUCUCCCUGCACAUCAACGCCAUCUCGUCUCUUCCAGAAGGUAUCUUUGAUUCCCUUGCCAAUCUAACUUUCUUGGACCUGGCUAGGAACAAGAUCACGGCUCUGCCUGGAGAUGUCUUCAGCAAACUCCCCCACCUGCAAGUCCUGCGGCUGUACGAGAACGAGUUGCAGGACCUCCCGGAGGGGCUGCUGGAUGCCCAGCAGGGGCUGCUGGAGCUCAGCCUCCAGAGGAACAGGCUCAGGACGCUGCCACCCACGCUUCUUAUGAGCCUGGCCCACCUGGAGAAACUCCUCUUGGACAACAACCUCAUCGGGGUUCUCCCACCCCAGGGCUUUUUUGGAUUAAACAAGCUGAAGCUGCUGACUCUGGGUUCAAACCACAUUACGGAGCUCCCCUGCUGCCUUUUUGACAGCAUGCCACACCUGUGGGAGCUGGACUUGGGCAGGAACAGCUUGGUCACACUUCCAGAUGGCAUCUUCGUCAACCUCACGUCUCUGGGCAAACUCAUCUUGUCCCACAACCAGCUGUCAGCCCUGCCGAGAGGAGUCUUCACGGGGCUCAGCAAGCUCUCAGACCUCCAGCUGGACACAAAUCAGCUCUCUGCUCUUGAUGACAAGGUCUUUGCUCCUCUCCCAAAUCUGAAAACCCUCAACCUUCGAAAGAACCAGCUAAAGAGUGUCCCCCGGGGACUCCUGGACCCGCUGAAGAGGCUGAGCUCAGUGUAUCUGAGCGGGAACCCGUGGAGGUGUGACUGCAACCUCUGUUACCUGCACGGCUGGAUCCAGGAGAACAGCGAGAAGGUAAAAUUGUCCACCCAAGUGUCAUGCAAGACUCCACCCCACCUGGCAGGGCAGGCGGUGGCAUCCCUGAGGGACGACCAGUUAAUUUGUCCAGCCACUUUGCCUCCUUCGGUUUCCUUCUCCCCAUCUCUGCCAUUCACCUCCGCAUCAUCACAAAGGACGUCAGCCUUGCUGUCACCCGGAGCCUCGCCCACUGCAGCACAGACCCCGCUGCCAUCGGUGACCUUUCCUGUCACGGCACUGCCAGCCGUGCCAUUACCUACGGCCACCUCCUCCGUGUUGCCAACCAUACCAGCUGAGGCCUUCCGCACUGCUCCGUCACCAGCCGUGAUGUCUAAAGCCUCCAUCAUCACCCCAUCAUCAGCUGUGACACGGGAAGCCUCCAUCACCACCCCAUCACCCACUGUGCUUCCUGAGACCUCCAUCAACACCCUGUCACCAACCAUGUUACCCAAAACCUCCAUCAAGACCUCAUCACCAGCUGGGAUGCCUGAGGCCUCCAUCACCACCCGAUCACCAACUGUGCUACCCAAAAUGUCCAGCAGUGCCCCACCAACAACUGUGCUACCCAGGACCUCCAUCAUGACCCCAUCACCAGCCGGGCUGCCUGAGGCCUCCAUCACCACUGCAGCACCAACUGUGUUUCCUAAGACCUCCAUCACUGUCCCAUCAUCAGCUGUGCUACCCAAGACCUCCAUCACCAACCCAUCACCAACUGUGCUCCCUAAGACCUCCAUCACCAUCCCGCCAUCAGCUCUGCCACCCAAGGCUUCCAUCCCCACCCCAUCACCAGCUGUGCCACAGGAGGCCUCCAGCCUCUGCUCAACUCCAGCAGCUCUUGCCCUACAGCCCCCCAAGGCCAGUAGCCCAGAUCUUGCUCUGCCCACUCUGGCUCCUGCCACCCCACCGAUGCCAACCACCCCACGGGCAGCUCCCACCAGACAAGUGCCUCCUGCUCUUCUGGCACCCACGGCGAGGCCAGCACCUCCUGUACCCACCCUGCGAGGCCACACGAGUCCCCAGCCAUCCUCCUCACCCACAUCCCCUGGUGGGCACCACCCCAGCACCUUCUCCCUGUGGCCCAGCCCGCGGCACUGCCGCGUCUCCCUUGCCCUGGGGCUGGCUGUGCUGGCGCUGCAGGUGGGGGCCACGCUGCUGGGGGUGAAGCUCAUCCUCCUCCUCCACCACGCCACCCGUGACCGUGGUCCCCCCGUGCCACCGGUGAGGCUGCUGAGCGUCCGAGUGAUGGCCACCGUGAGUCCACACUGGGCUGUGGAGAGGUAUCGGCGUGGUGCUGUCCCCCAGGGGUGGGUGUCGCAGGACCCAAGUGGUUUUGGGGUGCCUCCCAGGUGGCUCCCGGAGAUGCUGUGAGCCUGGGGAGCCUGCACCACGGCGCUGCUGGAUGGGACCUUCUGCCGAGUGACACUAGGUGGCAUCCCGACACAGGCGGUGGCUUCCACAGCCUGCCCACGGACACGCGGGGCCACGGGGGGCAGAAGGGCGAGCAGUGGCCGUGGGGCACCACACCGAGGUGUGGGGGCACCGUGCCCAGCCCUGGCCGCCUCCCAGCCCCCAGGAUGUGCCGGCACCGCUACGGCCACCGCAACGCUCCUGCCUCCUGUCCCCUCUGUCUCGGCUUCCUCUCUGCUGAUAUUAAAGCCUUCCCCGUGGCUCUGCCACGCUCUGAAGGCUGGCCAGAGGAGUGUUUUCACCCCAGGGCUGCCCUCGCUGUCACCUCCAGUGGGGAUUUUCUGCCUCCUGCUGCAGCGCACGGUCCCCAGGCGGUGCCGGCGGUCAGAGACCGGGGUGGGAGCAGGUCACACGCUGUGACCCGGUGACAAAACAGAGAUGCAAUUUCUAAAUCUUGCAUCCCCAGAACCUCUGUAGGAUGCUGCCUACUCUGUCCCCUGGAGGGGUGACAUCCGAGUGCAGCCAGACGCUUUGCUCAUAUGGAGAGGCUGCCUCUGAACCCAUCCCCGACAUGGGCCGUUCACCAGCGUGUUGCUCCAUGUAACGAGCCUUCCCCUCGCAGACCUGGCCUGGGGGCUGGCUGUGACCUCCUGUCGGGCACAGAAACACCUUCCCUGCCACUGCCACCAGCACGAGCCCAAGGAGCCAGACCCUGUGGGCUUGGAAGGCAGCAGGCAGCAAGGAGCGGACACUUCUCACCAACACAGUGCAAGAGCAAAGGAGGGGGACUGGUGCUUUGCAUUAGGGUACGUGCAAGUGGCUGCACACUGGGGACCUGCACACACACCUCUGCUAAGCCUGUGCAGUGUCACGGGCUGCUCUGCACAGUCCCGAUGAUGGCUGUGAAAUAGGGGAGGUGAGCGGGGGCAGCACAUCUGCACGGGCUGCGGCGAGCGGCCCCAGAGCCUGGCACUGCGGGUAAUGAGACGCAGGUGAGGGGAAGGGAGUGUUUUUCCUGGCAGCCCAUAUGGGCUCGGCUUCGUGCUUGAUUUAGAGGGUUUGAAAGCGGGGCCGGCUGCCGGGGAGCAGACCCCGAGCACCUCCUGUGGGACUGGGGGGGGGGGCUCCUUUGGUUUGGUGGGUAUUUAAUGGCCCGGUGCAGUCUAAACAGGGAAGUACUUGGGGGCGAGAUUAGCACAACAUAAUCACAUCUUAAAAGGUCUUCAGAGACAUAAGGCACGUCUGCUCUCCUAUUAAUUACUUGUUAUUAAUAAAGCCGGGGUCAGGCUGGACGUGUUCGCUCCAGGCACACAGGUUCCCUCUCUGCGGAGCAGAGCUGUCCUCUGCGUCUGUGGGUCCAGCAGGGUCACAGCCCUGCCGAGCUGCACACCCCAUGGCCAGCAUCCCUGCAGCUCCCCGGCCACGUAACGCCCCGCCAGGGCCCUGCCUUCCUUCCUGGAACACCUCCGAGUGCUGUAAAAUACAGCCAGGGCUUCCCAGCGGGGGAAUUUCCUGCUGUGAUUGAUUUCCAAUUUGCAAGGAAAAUACAGGGCUGGCCCCACCGGCUCGCAGGCAGCAGGCAGCUCCCGGUAGCUCCCAGCCAGGCUGUGACAAUGACAGGGCUGUGGCAGUGCCCAGCCCUGGGGGCACCGUGCCCAGCGUGUCCUGCAGGCCUUGUGGCUGCUGGGCUGCACCUCGCUGUGGGGGAAGGAGAGGCUUCCCCCGACACGUCCCCUGCUACAGGCAGCCCAGGCAUCCCACAGUGGGACAGUCACUGCACCGGGCAGCUCCCGAUGAUUUUUUCAUCAAUUAAUUAAUUUUAUUUUUUUUUCUGAACACAGAAAAUGUUUUAGCACAAUGCAGCAGCACAGUGCGGCAGCACCGCCCUUUGCUCUCCUCCUGCUUUCUGCUCUCUUUGCACUUGAUUCCUCUGGUUCUCCGACUGGAAAAAAAGUGCUGAGCAUCCCCGUGCAGCAUCUGCAGGCUGCUGGCAGAGCGCCCGUGUGAGAGGGGAGCGGAGAUGGAGUCUCCCCUUUGUGCGGGGGCACGGCCGUGCCGUUUGAAGUGGAGGUGAGAAAACACAGAGGGGCAGAUGGAACCUGCUUUUGGAGUGAAAGAUUUUUUUCGGCUAUUUAUGAUAAUUAGUGGGAAACGCUCCUCAAGCGUUUCAGAUGAUUCUGUAAUGAAGUUGGGCCGAAUGUUCCCGCUUUGUUCCCGGGGAACCAUUAAAAAUCCCCCUUCUUUGGCCGCCUUAAUGCAAUGCUGAAAAGGCACAAUGGCAUAAAAGUCGCCCUGGGCAGGGCGGAACGCCUCCUUCCCCCGCGAGGGAGAGCCCUUUAGAGCCCGGAUUUUCUGGGUUAUAAACCCCAGCGCUCGCAGUGUUCGUGCGAAAGCUGCGGGCCCUGCGGCCGGGCGCCUCUGCAUCCCUAAUGCCAUGGGGUGUGUGUGAGCCGGGGGGACAAAGGCUGAGACAAACCAACAGGGAUGAGAAGAGCAGGCACAGCGAGGGAUGCCAUCGCUCGGCGUGUUUAGGAAAGCUGCCCCUGACUGGGGCUAGGGUUUGGCUGCGAGGGGCAGGGGACUGGCACCUGCAAGGUGGGGUCCAGCCCCCAGGAGAGAGCCCUGAGGUGCUGGUGGCCAGGGCCAGACCCUGUCCUGGGGAUCCUGCUGGGGCCACCAGGCCCCCGGUCACCUAAAUGAGGCAGGAGGCAUCCAGUGUAACCCCGGGGUGCUCAGUGCCAGGGAGCGAGGCCUGGCCAGGUCUCACCAUGCUUUUAGCUCCUCCAGCAUGAGUGAUGUCGGGAGGAGGCACCUGCCUGAGCUCCCACAUCCCUGGGGAUGAUGCGCAAGGAUAAUGCGAGCCGUCCUGCUGAAGUGAUGACAGAAAGGGAACGUGCCAGGAGCUUUUAGCAUAAUGGUCAGGGCUGAACGCGACGGUGGGGGUUUAAGUGUCCCAUCAAUAUUCCCUUCUCACUGGCAGCCGCGCUGCUGGGGCUGGAGCAGCUCCCUGCCAGCCGCCCCCGUCUCCCCGCGCCGCCCGCCCCGGCCCUAAUCAAGUUCUCCUCUCAGCCUGUGUCCCGUGGGGCCCUCGCUGCCUUCAAUGAGGGGAAAUUUGCAGACAAAUUUCUGCCAGCAGGACGCUGGAGCUCUCCUGCGUGGCGGGAUAAAGAUCCCUGCGGCCUCCGCACGGCCCUGCCGAGGGAGUGUGUCCGGGCAGCCUGGGGCCGGUCACUGGGGGGUGUGGGAAUAGGGCCGCAGGCUCUUUGAGCGGGGCCAUUCUUUACCUCCAGAUAAUGCACGGCCUGCGGCGGCACCGCGACACAAUGAGCCCAUCUGUGAAUAGGCUGGAGCUGUUACCUCCGGGUUCCCUUACGGCAGGGCCUGGAGUGCCACUUGGGUUAUGAUGCCUUUGCCAAUACCUGUGUGCCUCCUCAAGGUCUUUUUGGGGGAAAUAUCUCUAGAUACACGGUGCAUUUCCUCUGGGGACUGGGGUGUACGUACUGGGGUGCUUGCUGGCCCUGGGGAUGGAGUGUUUUGCUGGUGCAGGUUUGCAGGUGAGGGUGACAAGAGAGGCACGGUGUGGCUGGUUUUGGCAGCGGGGCACAAGGAGCACCAAGCCCCACGCUGAGCCAAAUCGCUGUCUUUGCAGAGCUCACCAUGCAAAACUGGGUAGCUCGGUGCCCAAAGGCACCAGCCUCAAGCCCGUGGCUCCCUGACCAGCACCUUGUGGCCAGGCACAGGCACACAGCAGCGCUGCCCAGUUUGCUUUUUGCAGGCGAUGGUGACACCACUGGGACCCACCAUGCCCAGCAGUACAACCGCCAGCCCUGCCAGCACACCAUCCCCUCUGCCCCCUACCCCACCCUUUAUUAUUUUUCCUCAUUUAUAAAUCCAUUUUUGCAUUUUUUCCUCCCGGCCAUCCGUCGAUUCCUUUCCAAUCAGCCACUUCAGCAGCCCAGGUAGGCGCGGCGGCGCGCUCCCGACCUUUCCCAGCGCGGUCCCCAGGGGCCGGCAGCACGAGGCGGGCGCACAAAGGCACCGCGGCGGCCGCGGCGCUGACCCUGCCGUGCCACAGCUACCUGCUGCUCCGCCACAAUGGCCCCGCGGCCCCGGCCGGCCUGCCGGGGCGAUGAAAAAGGGCCCGAGAUAAUAAUGAGGCUGGCUACCACUGCUCUCUUCAGAGAGCCGAGUCAACUCCUCGGGAAGAAAGGAAAAAGGAAAAAAAAAAAAAAAAAAGGAAAAAAAAAAAAAGAACC
Anas platyrhynchos (mallard) is the source of this 9044-nucleotide messenger RNA. The record is from RefSeq and is a predicted model, not a curated record. NCBI's taxonomy places the organism in Eukaryota, Metazoa, Chordata, Aves, Anseriformes, Anatidae.